Messenger RNA from Argentina anserina (silverweed cinquefoil), 3160 nucleotides. Its product is annotated as ribonucleases P/MRP protein subunit POP1. Gene Ontology annotation, biological process: tRNA 5'-leader removal. The record is from RefSeq and is a predicted model, not a curated record. NCBI's taxonomy places the organism in Eukaryota, Viridiplantae, Streptophyta, Magnoliopsida, Rosales, Rosaceae. Gene Ontology annotation, cellular component: ribonuclease MRP complex; nucleolar ribonuclease P complex. The transcript has 10 exons. Bases 262 to 2910 code for a protein of 882 amino acids.
GGCUUAGGGUUUUGUUCUUCCUCUCUUUUGGUCAGGUGUUUGGUUGCUCGUUAUUAGAUUUGAUAGCUUUUCUCAGAGGAAUUGUUCUGACAUUGAUAGAUUUUAUCUAGUUAUAUACACAGGUUGGGAUUAAGUAACAUCUACCCUAUUAAACUAUCAACUUACAAAAUUCAUGUUGUACUGCUAUUUUUUACAUACAUCAGGUUCUAGAAUUGUAGUGUUGGUAUUUACACUUGCUUGCUUAAUGAGUUUUGUUAUUUGAUGCCAGAGGAAUGGAGUAGUGUGAUAAGAAAAGAUAGAGAAGCAACUUUGAUUUUACUAAUAAUAUUGUGUUCUGGAGCUGAGGGAAAUUCAAUCAGUUCAAUGGCUACCGAUGGGCGCAAACGGUCGCAGGUUUCAUCAGCUCCGCCUCGAAAAAUUAGUGUUGAAAAGUUUGCAGAAGCGCGAGCCUCAGAACUUGAGGCGCUACACACAAUCGUAUCAGAGCGGUUGAACAAGGAUUUCCGGUCUCAAAGAAGCAAGAGAAGAAGGACCACCGCUCAUGACAAUCAAGCUACGAAAAGGAGAAGUAGAAAAAAGCAAAGGCAUGGAGUUGCUGGUCAAAGCGAUGCAUUGCCUGCAGAGAAGGAUGACAAGAAUGUACCUCGUCGCAUUCGUCGGAGAGCUGAGCUGAAAAAGAACCUUGAAGAGGGUUUUUGUACCUCAGGGGAUGGAACAAAGAGGCUUAGAACACAUGUUUGGCAUGCAAAGCGGUUCACAAUGACAAAGCUUUGGGGUUAUUAUCUUCCCCUAGGUUUGCACGGCAGAGGAAGGGGUUCCAGAGCUGUCCUGAAGUGGUUUAAAGAUGGAGUGCUUGCCCAUGAUGCAAGCUAUCAUGUAGCUGUGCAACUGGAGGGUACAGAGGAAUGUUUACUAUCAGUGUUAAGAAUGGUGUUGGUGCCUUCUCCAUCAGCUCGUUCUGAAGAUGCUGCACGUUCCAUUAUUGCUGGGGCCAUAUAUGAUAAUGCUAUGCUUCAUGAGUUUGGAGCACCAUGUUCGACCCCAAUUGCACCUGUGACCUGUAUGUGGCGAUCCUCUUGCCAACAAAAUAAAGAUAAUGAUGCUUCUGUUGUCUAUGAUGGUGGUGCAUGUAAUGGACUAGAGGUUACAGUACGCUCUUCUACCUUGCGCCAGCUUUGGGUUUGGAUACAUGCUUCUGCUUUCACUGCAGGAUAUGAUGCUCUCAAAUUAGCUUGCCAAAAAAAGAUGGAAGAGAGCAGCAGGAUGAUUUGCUGUAUCUCACUUGAAGGCCAACUCGCGAAAUUAGAAGUUAUGGGAUCAAAAUCAUUUCAACUACUCCAAAGGACAUUGUGCCCCGUUACAAGAAGUAACAAUCAUGCUUGGGCAUUGAACAGACAUUCACUUGCUGAAGCUCCAGAUGAUUUCAAAUCAGACACUGUACUUGAAAAUGAGGUAGACAUUCCAUCUCAUGCAGUGUUGUCUCUUAGAGUCAAGGAUCCCCGCAUGCUCGUAGAGAAACAAAAGACCGCAAAUGCUCCAGAGUCCGGUUGUGCUAGUAUACUAGGUAAUGUACAAGGAACUGAAGAUAGAGAGAAUGCUGUCAAUGGAAAUAUUUCAGACAAGAAAAAAGAGAGACUGUCUUUGAUGGGGUCAGAACUUGAGGGUACUGGCAUGCUCACAGAAAAGAGUUUGUGGGAUGUUAACAGUGGUGUAAGUCCUCCAGUCGAAGAUAUGGUUAUUUGCCAGGAAAGAUACGACCAGAAUAAAAAAUUCUUCUGUCUUGAUGAAUCAUAUUCAGAAGUACCAAGUACUUCAACAAAUUUGCAAUGUUCAAGAUCUUGUCCUGUUCUGCUGUUGAAAAAUGACGAUGGACGGGGAUUGCAUAUUGGAUGGUCUGUAAUUCUACCCUUGAGCUGGGUCAGGGCAUUUUGGGUUCCUCUCGUCUCCAAGGGGGCUCACGCAAUAGGUGUGAGAGAGAAGCACUGGAUUUCAUGUGACGUAGGAUUGCCAUAUUUUCCUUCGGAUUUCCCUGAUUGCAAUGCAUAUUUAUGCUUGAAAGAAACUGAAACUGCUGCCUCCAAUGUUAGAGAGAAACUUCGUCCUCCAGCACAAAGACCUUUGAGGGUUCCCACUUUACCCCCAUGGAAAAGUAUCCAAGAUUCUUUAAGGGAAGGACCCACCAAAAUGAGCAGCAAUUCAUUGUCUAACUCGGAGUGCGAAAGUUCUGUUGUUACAGUCUGUCCUGGUGAUUUAUUUGAUGGGUUUAUGGCACGGACAUCUUUUUCACUGGCAAACUUCUUGAAUAAAUUCCAAGGCUUUAGUUUACGCCUAUGUCCACACGUGACCAAUAAGCCGAUUAGCUUUACUAGUUUUAUGAGAGAUGAAAGCAAGGCUGGCCAAAGCCAAAAUGGGAUGACCAAUUUUAGUUACAACCACAAGUUAUGCUUUGUAAGGGUAUUUCUACAUGCUUACAAAGAAGGGUUUUUUGAAGAGGGAGCAGUUGUUUGUGCACCUCAAGUGACUGACAUCUCACUCUGGACAAGAUCAGAGAGUUCUGAUGGAGGACUUCAAGUUCCUCAAUCUGCUGUGGCCUCAUAUUUGAAAGAGCAAUCUUCUGGUAAAUGGGAACUCCAGUUGCCAGAGGAUAGUAUCAGUAGGCAAUCUUAUCGUUGGCCUAUAGGCUUUGUGACCACUGGUUUUGUUCGAGGAAGCAAGAAGACAGUGGCACAAGCUUUCUGCGAGGCAGUACUGCUUGCACAAAUUAGAGGGCAACAAUGGGAUAUGAUGCCAGUUAGACGAAGACGGAAGGAAAUAUAUGUCCUUGUGAGGAAUUUAAGAUCCUCAGCAUAUAGACUAGCUCUUGCCACUAUUGUCCUGGAAGAUCAGGAAGAGGAUGUUGGAUUUUUCUGAAAGUGCAACUUAUUGGCUUUGAUUUGCAAAGGGGACAACAUGAACAUUCGAAAAUCAAGUUUUGAUGCGGAAAGAGACUGGACUCACUGGAGCAUAAAUUCCCUGUUCCAAUAACAUUCAUUAAGAGCGCUUAGCCCUUCCUUCCAUGCGCAAUGUCCACUGUAGUAGAUUCUGAUUUUGAUUAUGUAUAUAAAAUACGUAUCAAAUUCCUAUAGUUACAAAUCCCGACUACCUGAGUAUAAUCUUCUAA